Corticium candelabrum is the source of this 1763-nucleotide messenger RNA. RefSeq lists its product as uncharacterized. Lineage: Eukaryota; Metazoa; Porifera; Homoscleromorpha; Homosclerophorida; Plakinidae. The coding region runs from base 1 to 969 and encodes 322 amino acids. The record is from RefSeq and is a predicted model, not a curated record. The transcript is spliced from 4 exons.
AUGGGCGAGAAGCUUAGGUUUCCUUUAGAAGCUGAAAACAGUGAGAUUACCUCUGUCAGUCAGUUGGGUGAUGUGCAGCAAGCAGUACAUCAUCUAAAGAAAAUGAGAAAAAAGUUUUUCCCUCAAGUGAAAGAAAACAUUGAAAACAGUCAGGAAAGACAGAAACAACAAUACAGAAAAAGAAAAGGAGCUGUAGCAAACUCUAUCCAGGUUGGACAGACUGUUUUGCGAUUAAAUAUGCUAAAAAGGACAACGAAAGGUCAUAAGAUGGAAGACACCUGGCUUGGACCAUACAGAGUUAUAGAAAUGACUGCAUCUGGUGGCUGUGUCCUUUGUUGCAUCAAAACUAAUUCAACAAUAAAGCGCAAAGUUAAUAUUAGUCAGCUGAAGAUCUACAAUACACCACAGAAGUCUUUUGAAUGGGCAAAUGCAACAAGCAAAGAUGAUGAAUCAGCUGCUACUAGGAUUAAGGGCAACAGCAAGUCAAAUUUCUCAGAUUUAGAACGUCAGCUAUUUGAUCAAAGUCUGUUACGGCUGUGGCGCACAGGAGCAAUAUGGGAGGCUUGGAAAGCUGAAGAAGACGACGAGAGACAGCUUGCUGAACAUACAACCUCUGUUGAAGAAUGUUGGCUUAGUAUCAAUGUAGACGUGGCUCUGUGGCUAGACUGUCGAACAUAUGAGAAAAAGCCAACAUUCAAACGAGUUAGUGAUUUUGUGCUAGUAAAUCCUGUUGUUCAUCAAGAGUUCAAUGAUUUUGCAAAAGCUGAAAUAACACCAGAAUUGCAAUUGCUACUAGACGUGGACUUGAUUAAGGUCUGGGAAACUGACAAAGCACUCUCGUUGCUAAGGGUGUCUCGAUAUCAAAACGUGUAUGUCAACAUCAGCAGCUCUCAACUUGAUGACCUAUGCCUGUGGGUAUAUGAUAUGAGAAAGCUGUAUACAGAAAAGAAAGAAGUUUGUUUGAGGUAGUUAAUAACAGAGCAAGUAUGCCUCAAACAUUGUCUAGUCUAACAUCAGCUGCCAGGAGUUCACAAAGAUGGGUACAUGGUCUGGAUCUCAAUGAAACUGAUAAAUGUAUUAUACAAGGCAAGUGUGCCGACGGCUUUCUAACUGACAAGCACAUGCAUGCUGCUCAUCAGCUUCCAUUAAAGCACUUUCCCUACAUCAGUGGACUAGAGUCAACACUCCUUUGCCAGACUUACGGAUUCGCUCAUGUAACAAGUGAUGCUAUUCAGAUUCAUUUUACAGGAAGUCAUCAUUGGGUGACUUCAACCUGCUUUGGCAAACAAGUACGACUAUACGAAAGCAAUGCUGGCCUACACUUGUCUCCUCCUAUGGAAACACAGCUGGCACAAAUCUAUCAAUUGGCUCACAAAGACAACAUUCUCAUGGUAGAACAAAUGCCAGUGCAACAGCAACAAAAUGGUAAAGAUUGCAGGCUAUUUGCAAUAGCAUAUGCAUUUCAUGCAGCUGUAGGAGAUGAUGUAACCAUCAUGCAUUUUGAUAUUUCCAAAAUGCGACAUCUGAUUUACUGUUUGGAUCGAGAGGAGCUCUCACCUUUUCCAAUGGAAGAAGACAAGCCAUUGGAAACAUGUGACAGAAGUCACUUUUACAUUUCUUUGCACUGCACGUGUUUGUUGCCAAAGACACAUGGCAAGAUCGUAGAGUGUUACGUCUGUGAAAACUUGUAUCAUGACAGAUGUGUCACAUUGUCAGGUAGUGAGCCUUGGAUUUGCGCUAAAUUUAGAUAAAUGUCUUGCUAU